AUGUUUUUCCCGUUUGAAAUAGGAAGCACAAUAACAGAAGGUUUAAGUUUAAAGAUUUAUGACUUUGCAGGGCAAGAAAUAUUUUAUGCAACCCAUCAGCUGUUCCUCAUGUCUCAAGCCGUGUUUUUGCUUGUAUUUGACCUCUCACUUGAUCUGAAUGACAAGGCUGUUGCUGGAAGAUAUAGUCACCCUAAGAAUUUGUUUAGUGCGAUGGUUAGGAAAGUCGCUAAUUUUCUUGGACGUAAGAAAAAUGUCAACGUGUAUGAAAUCACAAAUCUGGACUUCAUUAUAUUCUGGCUUUCCUCAAUCUAUGCACACACUGUGGAGAAUAAGCGCACUGAUGGUGCAGAAGCCAGACAGCUAUCUCCUCCAGUUUUCAUAACAGGGACGCAUGAAAACAACUUACCAGGAAACAAAUCACAAAGAAAAGCAAAGGCUGAACAAAUCUUUGAAACUAUACGUACAUCUAUAAAACAACAUCCCUGCUCGAAACAUGUUGUGACUAGAUACUAUGCAGUUGAUAGUAGUUUGAGGAAUGAUGUUGAAAUACUGAAGCUGCAACAGCAUAUCCUGGAGGUUGUUAGAGAGGAACCUUACAUGAGCAAUCUCAUACCAGUCUCAUGGUUAGAUUUGGAACUCACACUAGAGGAGAAACAGAAGGAUAUGUAUAUGUUAGAAAUGGCAGACGUACGAAGUGUAGCUGCCAAAUGCGGAGUGAAUGACUCAGAGGAGCUCAGCACAUUUCUCCAAUUCCAACAUAAUACUGGAAACUGUGUUUACUUUGAGAACAAGAUGAAUGUUGAUGAUCCAUUGAACCACUAUGUCAUUCUAAACCAAAGGUGGCUGAACGACAUGUUCAUUGGAGUCAUCACUAUUAGACCGGCAAAGGAACAGUUUGCUCAAUUUAGUGACUCAUGGAGCAGACUUGAAUCUGGUCUUCUUGAUGAAAAACUUGCAAGACAUGUCUGGAGAAAUUACCAUAUUGAUCCGAACUUGCUGUUCAACCUGAUGACCAGAUUUGACCUCCUGUGUGAAAUACAAUUUUCAGCUGAGGAGGCAGUACGUAGGUUAGCUGAAAAAUCUCGAGUGUUCUGUUUGCCGUGCUGUUUGAGUGAAACGAUUGAAGCUCCAGCAGUGGUAGAAGAUGACAAUCGCACCGUGCGUUUCUUUGUAGACUUUAAUGGUUUUUUUACCAGGUGGUCUGUUCUUCAGAUUAAUGGUGCGCACAAUUCGCUUUUCUCAGGAGCAUGGCAGCAAUGAUCAACGUCUUUCACGACACAGUGCUGAGUUUUAUGUUGACCAGGAUCACAAUCUGAUACUCAGAAUCUACUCAAAAAAUCGGUCAUUUAUGGAGGUGAUAAUUGUACGUGUUUCAGGAGAUGACACCAAUCCAAGCCCAACAGUUUGCCAGAUG
Anneissia japonica is the source of this 1414-nucleotide messenger RNA. Its product is annotated as probable serine/threonine-protein kinase roco5. Lineage: Eukaryota; Metazoa; Echinodermata; Crinoidea; Comatulida; Comatulidae. The transcript has 8 exons. The coding region runs from base 1 to 1260 and encodes 419 amino acids. The record is from RefSeq and is a predicted model, not a curated record.